Molecule: messenger RNA, 2841 nt
Organism: Nannizzia gypsea CBS 118893
Lineage: Eukaryota; Fungi; Ascomycota; Eurotiomycetes; Onygenales; Arthrodermataceae
Exons: 1
Coding region: 1-2841 (946 amino acids)
Cellular component (GO): cytoplasm
Molecular function (GO): microtubule binding
Source: RefSeq, a predicted model, not a curated record
AUGGACGGCCCUCCACCACCACCGCCUCCUCAUGGAGCAAAUCCACGGAGUGACACCGGGCCUGGAGAUGGCAGCAGGUACCGAAAAUCCACAGAUUUGCCUGAGGGUCCCUACGACAUAUUUGUCAUCCCGCCCCAUUCUGCUGGUGGUGGCUUUUUAUACCUUCCCUCCCUCCAAUGCCAUACAAACAGCUUCCUGGCUGGGGUUGCAGUAACAUUGAUGGGAGUCUACUUUUAUUUCAAUGCCUUGCCCACCCUGAAGACCUGGUGUGCGACAGUUGUAGCCCGUGGUGGAAUGGGUGUAUUUCUGCUAGCCUUUGGAAUUGGCAUCGUCAGCUGGGCGAUUGGCAAGGCCCAGGCUGAAGGAGUCUUCCGUCAACGGUCUCGCUCAAAGCCCGCCGCUUCUAGCAACGGAAGCACUUCUCGUGGACCCCCUCCUGGGCCGCCGCCAGGUGCUCCUCCCCCAGGCGGGCACGGCCCUCCUCCUCCUCCUCCUCCUCCUCCUCCUCCAGGCGGACAUGGCCCUCCACCGCCUGGCGGAGCGGGCCCAGGGCCUGGAGCAGGCGGCGGCUCAUAUCAGAAUUACGGCGGACAUUAUGCUGGUGCUGGGUUCCCUCCUCCGCCUAAUCCGGGAGCUGGAUUCCCCGGUGGAGGUGGCCCGUAUCCAGGCGCAGGUGGUCCAUAUCCAGGUGCUGGCCCUCAAUACCCAGGAGGACACCAAUAUAACAGGAAUAGCUAUCCUGGAAGCCGCCAGAGCUACGGAAGUUAUGAUUCUCCGCCCUCUCCAGAGCCGCAUAGGCGUGAUACUCGACGCUCCGAAUCCCCGGGGCCUCCACCAAGACGUGAAGCACCACGGUCUAGAUCUCCACCGCCUCCUCCUCCACCAAACCAUGAACCCCGUAGGCCCGAGACGCCCAAGCCACAAUUUAUGCCCAAGCAACCUGAGCCCGAGCCAAAGCGUGAGCGUGAGCCUGAACCUGAACAAAUACCUGAGCCUCCAAAGCCAGAGCCUCCAAAAUCAGAGCUGCCAAAGAAAGAGGAGCCAGCACCAGAAGAACCAAAGCCAGCACCACCAAAGCCUGAGCCUCCAGCUCCUGAGCCUCCGAAGAAGGAAGCGCCCAAACCAGAGGAACCUAAGCCAGAAGAACCGAAACCCGAGCCGCCAAAGCCUGUACCGCCGAAACCAGAACUUCCGAAGCAACCUGAGGUUAAGCCGGAGCCCCCAAAGCCUGCUGAGUCUACUCCUGAGCCUGAACCUCUAAAGCCGGAAUCUGUUAAGGCAGAAUCAGUUAAGGCAGAACCCGUUAAGGUAGAGCCCGUUAAGGUAGAGCCCGUUAAGGCAGAACCUGUGAAGCCAGAACCUCCCAAGCCUGCCGAGCCUGCUCCUCAGCCCGAACCUCCGAAGCCAGAAACUCCUAAAGAAGUACCCACGGUUGAUCCAAAGAUGAGCGAGUGGGAGAAAGCUCGUGAAGACACGAGAAGGAGAGAGGAGCUGAAGAGAAAGAUGGAUGAAAUCAAACGCAAAAGGGCAGAGGCAGAGCGCAAGAAGAAGGAGGAAGAGGAGAAGAAGGCCCGUGAGGAGCAAGAGAAGCGUGAUAAAGAGAACCGAGAACGAGAGUAUCGCCUUUGGAAGGAGAAGCGAGCUAAAGAAAAAGCUGCUAAAGAAGCUGCCGAGAGAGAAGCAAAGGCAGCCCAGGAAGCCGCCGAAAAGGAGGCCGCAGAGAAGGCUGCGAAGGAAAAGGCGAGACAGGAGGCCGCUGCAAGAUAUGCUGCCGCAAAGGAAGCUGCCGCUGCCAGGCGAGCCGCCGCGGCUGCCUCCGCCGCUUCAUCAGCCGCUCCAUCAGUUUCCUCCACGACGAAACUAUCAUCAACUACCAAAACCUCUCCAGUCAAGCCAAAGUCUCAGACAGCUUUGCUGGAAAGGCGGUCACCAUCACCGGAGAAGCGACCAACUCCAAAGCCUACACAGGGCCGGCCUCCUUUUGCCUCUGUCAAGACAGCUACUACGGACGCAGAAGACGAUGCAUAUUCAUUUCGCCCCUAUGACCGACCAAGAUCAAAUAUUAGCCGACCUAGUCAGCCAGCCUCAGUCAUUUCGGAGUCAACCUAUGCUCCAUCUCAAUCCACAGCAAACACCACGCCUCCUCCAUCUCAACGUGGACCGUACUCGACUAAGAAUCCUGACAAAAUUGUUAUCCACGGCGUAUACACAUUCAAUAAUGCAUUUAUGAAGACCCCUAUAGCGCAAUUGGUAUCUGGAGUGGGUUCAGUAACAGAUGGACUCAUUCUGCGAAUGACAACUGAAGGCAUGUUUGUUGACGAUGACGUCCGUGGAGUAGCACAGAGAGAAUGGGAUAUCAAGGCAUGGACUAUGAAGCUAGUAGAGGUAUGGUGCCCUUUGCAUUCUGCGAAUCACCCUGCUCGCCCAAGCAAUGGAAAGCUCAAUCCCUUCCGAUUUGGCAAUUUGCAUUCGUCAUCCAAGCAGCCUAGCAGCGAGGAUUCAGAUGCUUUCGUUACAGGGAUACUCCAUACCUGUAAAGAUCAAUGCCGUUUCGGGGCGAGCAGUGCUGCUGACUCGAGUAGUUCUGUUUAUCAUAGCGCUGGCAGUGGUAUUAACCAAGAUAUUCUACAGACAGCAGAAGCUCGCGGUCUGCACAUCAUCAGAACCAGCAUCAGAGACCAAGAAGGCAAGCGGUUCAUCUUUGUACUUGACGAAAGCGAGGCAUGGAAGGUUGCUCUUGGCCUUAAGCGCCUAAGAAAAGGUAGUCAGGUUCGUGCUUUGGGCGUUUGCGGUUUACCAGCCAACGAAGCCGCCUCCAUUCUCGGCAACCUGGGCUAUUGA